Messenger RNA from Tympanuchus pallidicinctus (lesser prairie-chicken), 3694 nucleotides. It is a transcript of the gene ZBTB46, whose product is annotated as zinc finger and BTB domain containing 46. Lineage: Eukaryota; Metazoa; Chordata; Aves; Galliformes; Phasianidae. The transcript has 10 exons. Bases 360 to 2759 code for a protein of 799 amino acids. Gene Ontology annotation, molecular function: DNA-binding transcription factor activity, RNA polymerase II-specific; protein binding; RNA polymerase II cis-regulatory region sequence-specific DNA binding. Gene Ontology annotation, biological process: regulation of transcription by RNA polymerase II. The record is from RefSeq and is a predicted model, not a curated record.
GCCCGGCUCGAGGCAGCGCGGUGCGGGGGGGGGGGGGGAGGGGGGGGCAACUCGGCACGGCCGCCCCGGAGCCCCGCGCGGGGCCCCGCCGCCCCCGGAGCCGCACAAGUUGGAGCGAGAGUUUGUCGGGAGCCCCGAACUGCCGCUCGGAGGGAUGAGGACGUCUGAAGAACCUCGUGGAGCUCCUUACCAUCUUCCUUCCCCCACCAAACCAUGCACCAUGCAGCUGUGAAACGUCGCGGCGCUUUGCUUCACUAACAGAAAGGACCCAAAUAGUGCUCUGUCAUUCUACAAGAGUUCAUCCCAGUGCUGCUGGAAGGCCAAGAGCAGGGCACUGCUGUGCUGCCCUCAGACUGUUGAUGUCCUCAGCUGCUGCAGGAGAAGCACCAGAGCUGGAACCCAGUUUGUUACUGGACUUGUGGAAGAGGAAACACAAAGACUUCCAAAUGAAUAACAGAAAGGAAGAUAUGGAGAUUGCCUCCCACUACCGGCACCUGCUUCGGGAGCUCAACGAGCAGCGGCAGCACGGCAUCCUUUGCGACGUCUGCAUCAUCGUGGAGGGGAAGAUCUUCAAGGCUCACAAAAACGUGCUGCUCGGGAGCAGUCGCUACUUCAAAACGCUGUACUGCCAGGUACAGAAAACCUCCGACCAGGCCACGGUCACCCACUUAGACAUUGUCACUGCACAAGGCUUUAAGGCAAUCAUUGACUUCAUGUAUUCUGCACACCUAGCGCUGACCAGCAGGAACGUCAUCGAGGUGAUGUCUGCUGCCAGCUACCUGCAGAUGACGGAUAUCGUGCAGGCCUGCCACAACUUCAUCAAGGCAGCUCUGGACAUAAGCAUCAAGUCAGAUGCCUCGGAUGACCUUGUGGACUACGAGCUGGGAGCCCCCUCCAGCAGCAGCACGGACGCUCUGAUCUCAGCAGUGGUGGCUGGCAGGAGCAUAUCGCCGUGGCUGGCUCGGAGGACGAGUCCAGCAAACUCUUCGGGAGAUUCUGCUAUCGCCAGCUGCCACGAAGGAGGGAGCAGUUAUGGGAAGGAGGAUCCGGAACCAAAAACUGACAGCCACGAAGACGUUUCGUCCCAGUCGCUUUGGUCCAGUGACAUGGGCUAUGGGUCUUUACGUAUCAAAGAGGAACAGGUUUCUCCCUCUCAUUAUGGAGGGAAUGAACUGCAUUCUGCCAAGGAUAGUGCAAUACAGAACGCUUUCUCAGAGCAAGGAGUGGGGGAUGGCUGGCAGCCCACGGGGCGCAGGAAGAACAGGAAAAACAAAGAAACUGUGCGUCACAUUACACAGCAAGUAGAGGAUGACAGCAGAGCAAGUUCUCCAAUGCCAUCUUUUUUACCUGCCUCAGGAUGGCCGUACAGCAGUCGAGAUCCAAGUGCUGACGUGACGGCAGCAGAGCCCAGCAGCUCGGACAGCCGGGGGGAGCGGCCGGACCCGUUUGUGCACAGCGAGGAGCAGCUGCUGGGUGCUGGGGAGGGCAGCUACCUGCCGCAGCCCCCCCUGGACAGGGAGGAUGCACUGCAAGCUGCCACCGUCGCCAACCUGCGUGCAGCACUCAUGAGCAAGAACAGCUUGCUGUCGCUGAAGGCCGACGUGCUGGGCGACGACAGCUCCCUGCUCUUCGAGUACUUACCCAAAGGCACGCACUCUCUCUCUCGGCCUGGCACCAAAUGGAGUCGUUCCAGGGGCGAAAGUGAUGGCAAAGUGGAAGCUGCGUCCCCCCCGCUGCCUGCAGCACACCUUGCCACUCAGAGCCCCCCCGCCAGCUGCUCCUCUGGUGACAUGUCACCAGAAGCCACCGCGAAAGGAGAGCUGCCCUCCUCCACCCAGGCUGCUUACGAUGGGUUUCUGGCGCUUUGGCCAUUUGAUAACUCUGACUCAGAUGCGUGUUUGAGGUCAGAAGGCACGGAUGUAACCCACGACAGCCCAUUCCCAGACCCAGCCCUGCCCAAGGGACUGAUCUGCGGCUUCUGCAGGAGGGUCUUUGAGCGUGCAGAGGAGCUGCAGGAGCACAUCCACGGGCACAUCUACCAGCACGAGGCUGCCCUCUCCCUGCUGCUCCCUCUGGAUGCCCGUACACGGCCCGGCCUGCUGGGCACCGUGCCUCCCGGCCGCUUCCAGUGCGCCCAGUGCCCCGCCAGCUUCACGCUCAAGUCCAACAUGGACCGCCACGAGAAGACCAUCCACUUCAACUUCAACGAGUUCACAGUGAUCAGGAAGAAAUUCAAGUGCCCAUACUGCAGCUUCUCUGCCAUGCAUCAGUGCAUUCUGAAGAGACACAUGCGGUCCCACACGGGAGAGCGGCCUUACCCCUGUGAGAUCUGCGGGAAGAAGUUCACGCGUCGGGAGCACAUGAAGAGGCACACGCUGGUGCACAGCAAGGACAAGAAAUACGUCUGCAAGGUGUGCAACAGGGUGUUCAUGUCUGCAGCCAGCGUGGGCAUCAAGCACGGCUCCCGGCGGCACGGCGUCUGCGCCGACUGCUCGGGGCGCAGCGUGGCCGGGCACCUGGAGGCCAGCGGGGCCGAGGGGUCCCCCGAGGAGCUGUACCCUGGGGAGGGGGCGUACAUGGAAGACCCGGAUGACAUCAAGGUGGAGGGAGACGAGGAGACGGGAGACGACGACGACAUCAAAUGGAAGGAUGACGUGGGCAUGGCGCACGACGACGUGAUUUUGGAUGAUGACAAAGACGUCGACUCCUCGCAGGAGAACUCUGGGGAGAACGACAAGGAUUUUACCUGGAUUUCUUAGGGAUCCUUUUGUCACGUUCUGUUGUUUGUAGGGGGAGGGAGGGCAGGGGAGGAAGGAGUACGUUGCAGAACCUACAUAGCCUUGUUGUCGUCCACGUGUGCAAAACUAUUUGUGUUUUCUAAACGAGUCCUGCUCUGUUCCACUUGGAUGUGUGUUAGCAACACGGCCCCGCCGCCUGCUGUUCCUCCUCGAUCCUGCAUGGGGAUCCUAGGGGCACGUGCCCCCGUCCCACCCUGCGUUGAGCUCCAGGAGAUGUUGUGUCCGACGUUGGUUUUGGGUGGUGCUUAACACCUCUUCUAUGGAUUAACAUCCCAGCAGCAGUGGAACUGCAAACUAGAGGUGUUGGGAACGAAUGGGCGCACGUUUCCGAGGGCUUCCCCUAACGAUGCAGGCCUUUUGCAAGUUAUUUAAAGAGGGUUUUUAUUGGUUGUUUUUUUUUUUACCGAGCCAAAUAGAUCAAAAGGCAAGUGGCAUUGCAGCCUUACGAUUCUUGUCAUAAAAGUAGAUUUUUAGCUUCCAGAAGGAUCACCAUCAAAAAAGAUGAUGGCAUUUCUAGGACCCAGCGGCGUCGUACCCGUGUCCUGUCUUCCAGCCUUGCGUCUCCGCGCCCACCGAUGGGCGCUGGCAUUUUCAUGGACUCUUUGCCAUAAGGACACAGGGAAUUGUCCACCUGUCGGCGUUUUCCACUGAUAUUUUCACUUUCCUCCCUUUGCUCAGCUGCCUUUCUCACAAAUAUAUGCAAAAGAAAAAGCGAGACCUUUAGGAUGAGCUGUGAAACACGGGACGCCGAGGUGAGGAGACCCAAAAUCCUGCUGGGAUCUCACCUGGGUGGGCUUCAGUCCAUCGUUGGUAGGUGUGAAAGCUAUUAAGGAAACCCUUCAAUCUCAGCUGCACUGGUUUCAUGUAAAUUUGCAAAUAAAAUGUUUUUAUGAGAA